UUGCCCAAGGUGGCUUCCGGAUCCUCCAGCCUGGCAUCCUCCGGUGCCGCCCAGAUCGCCGGGCACAUUGCAAACAUCACCUCCAGCCUCGUCAACCAAUUACCACCCUCCUUCCAGACCACCAUCGAUAGCGCCUCGCAGUACAUCGAGUCUACUACAGGCGUCAACCCGACCGUCUUCUACAGCAGCGCCGCCGCCGCCGCCGUCUUAUUAGGCGCGAUACCCACUGUGUACGCCAAAUCCACGUCUUCAAAACCGGAAAAGGACAAAGACGCAAGUGGGAAGAAAAUGUCUCGGUAUGGCUGGUCAUCGCGUGAUCGAGGUGGCCUCUCACCCUUCGGCUCGACCUUGGGAAGAGAUGGAGGAGUGCCAGCGGUGACGGACGAGGACUACAGCUAUAUCACAUCCGAGGACUUGGAGAACCAUGGCUUGACAGGAGGAGAGUACAAGAGAGAGCCAGUGGACAGGAGCCGACACUACACAAGAUCGACCGGCGGCCCUUCCCUGGUGAUCGACGAGGACGACAUCCUUCUCAUCAAGAACAAGGGCAUCACCUACCCAGAGCAUUUCCCCGCAUAUAGUAUCGGCGAUGGCAAGCUGCUGGUGGGCGACGUGCGGGAGCGGGCACAGAUGGUCAUGAAGCUGUCGGAUCGCAAGGCCCGCAAGAUCAAGCUGCUAUAUAAGGGGCGGCAGCUGAAGGCUGACGAGGAGCCAAUAUGCGCGUUCGGCGUCAAGAACAACAGCGAGAUCCUCAUUGUCCUUCCCGACGGCGACGACGACUCGAGCACGGAGAGCAGCGAGGAGGUCGUGGUGGUAGGGUCCAAGGAUGCGGAGGGUGGGCGCUCCAAGAAGUCCAAGAGCGGCAAGAAGAGGCGGAGCAAGAAGAAGGACAGGAGCAGCACCAGCCCUCGCGACAGCGGCCUCGAGGUGCCCAAGACCGACGGCGCCGGCGCGAGCAGGUCGCAGUCGCCCGUGUCGGGCGUCUCGGGCGGCAGCGCGGCACCCGGCGGGCCCAUCGACAAGCUCAACACCAUCAAGUCGCACUUCACGACCCAGCUGCUGCCGCUCUGCAUGCAGUACACGGCAAACCCGCCGUCGGACCCGAAGAAGCGCGUGGACGAGCACCGCAGGCUGUCCGAGACGGUCAUGCAGCAGGUGUUGCUGAAGCUGGACGAGGUCGAGACGAAUGGCGAGGAGGAGGCACGGUCGAAGAGGAAGGAGCUCGUGAAGAUGGUGCAGGAAGUCCUCAAGGGACUUGACGACGCUAAGGGGUCCUGA
Molecule: messenger RNA, 1278 nt
Organism: Diaporthe amygdali
Lineage: Eukaryota; Fungi; Ascomycota; Sordariomycetes; Diaporthales; Diaporthaceae
Exons: 1
Biological process (GO): protein stabilization
Cellular component (GO): membrane; nucleus; cytosol
Molecular function (GO): protein-folding chaperone binding; adenyl-nucleotide exchange factor activity
Source: RefSeq, a predicted model, not a curated record